AUGAGCAGGCUACCAUCCCCUCCAUCUGAGGAGGAAAACGCCCGACGCCAGUCUCGCGCCUUCGAACCCGUCCCACUCGACUCCUCCAUACGCACAACACCUAUUCAUGAACAACUCCCAGAGAUUCGCGUCCCCCAAAACGACACGGUACCAUCCACACACUACCACCCAGUCACAUGCGAAUUACUCAACAUCGAAGAGAUCCAACCUCAUCUCCAGCAUCUACGCAAAGAGCACCCGUCGAAAACGGCCAUGCUCAAAGCGCAGGAGGACGCCGUGAAAGAGAUCAGGCAGAAAUUGGAUGAGAAAGACAAGAAGAGAGAUGCGGCUCAGAAGGCGCUGGAUGCAAAGGCUAAGGAGUGGGAGGUGGAGUACAAAGUCUUAACGAAGUAUCAGGCUUCGAAGAGCUAG
Molecule: messenger RNA, 411 nt
Organism: Talaromyces amestolkiae
Lineage: Eukaryota; Fungi; Ascomycota; Eurotiomycetes; Eurotiales; Trichocomaceae
Exons: 1
Coding region: 1-411 (136 amino acids)
Source: RefSeq, a predicted model, not a curated record